Messenger RNA from Podospora bellae-mahoneyi, 2685 nucleotides. RefSeq names its product pH-response transcription factor pacc-1 (gene PACC1). NCBI's taxonomy places the organism in Eukaryota, Fungi, Ascomycota, Sordariomycetes, Sordariales, Podosporaceae. Gene Ontology annotation, cellular component: nucleus. The transcript has 3 exons. Bases 400 to 2190 code for a protein of 596 amino acids. The record is from RefSeq and is a predicted model, not a curated record. Gene Ontology annotation, biological process: positive regulation of transcription by RNA polymerase II.
GCCAUGUAUUGCCAUGAGGGCAAAAAGCUGUAAUAAAGGACAUAAUGGCCCGCUGUUCUCCUGAAUCCAAUACUGAAGCAUUUUCCUCUCUGCAACAAACUUUGAGCCACAUCAACGAGCAGAAUCAAAAACAUUUGCAACAAGCAUCGCUGUUUCGUUCAUAUUUGCCGUUGCGGGUUGUCUGAUUCCAUCAAGCACACCGCGUCCCGACAAGACCAGUUCUGCCCAGCCAACACGCUUCUCCCGGUCUUGGCAUCUUCCCACCGCAAGCAGUCCAUUCUCGGCGUCCUUUGAAAAGAGUGGGGCUAGGGCUUGUCUCUCUCGACUACCCCACGUGACCACAACCAAAAACCAACCCUAAGCUUCUUCACGUGCACUUCACGUGAUAUCUCGACAACGAUGUCCUCCUCGGGCAUCUCACCUACACAGGUGUCGCCAACGGCACCCGCUGCCGAUACCACCACUGCUGCUGCUGCCACUCCGGCUGCUGCUGCCGCCGCGCCCUCCUCCGGGUCGUCCAGCUCUACCUCCAACGGCGCGACUCCCGCGCCAUCCACUGCUCCCACCGCCAGCUCAUCCAGCAGCACUGCCCAAGAUGAGAGCCUUGUGUGCCGGUGGUCUGAGUGCAACGAACGGUUUACGUCUGCCGAGGUCCUUUAUGAGCAUAUCUGUGAGAAGCAUGUCGGCCGCAAGAGCACCAACAACCUCAACCUCACAUGCCAGUGGAAUGCUUGUAGGACAACCACUGUGAAGAGAGACCAUAUCACUUCCCACAUCCGCGUCCAUGUUCCCCUGAAGCCCCACAAGUGCGACUUCUGCGGCAAGUCGUUCAAGCGCCCUCAGGAUCUCAAGAAGCACGUCAAGACUCAUGCCGAUGACUCUGUUCUGGUCGGCAGAACCCAGGACCAGCCUGGUGGCAUGAACCCCGCCUACCGUGCUCACCCAAACUCCAAAGCUCCCCCCGCUUUCUAUGAUCAUAAUGGCCACAUGCGCGGUACUAACACCGGCCCCUUUGGCCACCCGCACCAGCAGAAUGGUCAGCCUAGUUACUACGGCCAGCACCCCGCGGCUCCCCAGCACCCAUCUUAUCACGCUGGGCCCCCCAUGUACUACUCUCAGCACAUGGGUGCUCCCCGCGGAGAUUUCAUGAGCCACCAUGCCUCUUCCUAUGCCGACCCCCGGGAGAAGCGCCAGCUGGAUAACUUGAACGAGCUCUUUGGAAACCUCAAGCGCCGUCAGAUUGACCCCAGCUCCUACCAGCAGGUAGGUCGCUCCCUGAUGCCCAUCCAUGGUCUUGGCUUCCAGGCUGGUGGCGGUGUAGCGACCGAGUACAUGGCCCAGGCUCCCCACACCCUCGCCAUGGGUGGUGGUUCCCAUGCCACUCCUCUCACCCAGCACUACUAUCUGCCACCCAUGCCCAACCUUCGCACCAAGGAGGACUUGACCCAGAUCGACCAGAUGCUCGAGCAGAUGCAGCACACCGUGUAUGAGAACACCGGGUCUCCCAACUCUCACUAUGCCCCUGUUGAUCUCCGUCACCCAUCGCCUUCUUAUGCCGCUCGCCCAGCCGUCGACCCCUAUGCUGCUUCUGGCGCUCAGCAGGUGGUGUCUCCUCUCAGUGCCGCCCCUUCCCACUCCAGCAGCGGCACCCCCGCCGUCACCCCUCCCUCCAGCAACAUGUCGUACACUUCUGGCCACUCGCCUACCACCUCGUCCUCCGGCAUGUCUCCCAUCUCGCGCCACAGCUCCACCUCGGUCGCCUAUCCCAACCUCAGCAGCCGCGCCAACCCUCUGCCUUAUCCUCCUACGGCUGCUGGUCUCGGGUCCAACUUCACUCACAAUGAGCGCCGCCUCUCUGGUGGUAUGCUCCAGGCUGCUGCCCGCCGCUCUGGCUCCGAGUCGGACGGUGCCCGCACUCCCACCGCUGCCCAGCCUGGUGCCUCCUCGGUCAGCUCACCUAGUGGCGAUUCUGAGGGCCCUGAUGGCGAAACCUAUGAUGACUGGCUCAAUAACAUGCGCACCAUCGAGGCCUUGAGAAGCGCCAUCCGCCAGCGCCUUGAACGCCGCGACUAUGAGGAAGACACGGAUAACAGCCGUAUCGACCCGGCGCUCGCUGAUCGCUCUCGCCCCAGCCCUCCCACCGACCCCGGCCGGGUCACUUACCCCGUGCUCCCUCCCGCGGGGCACUAAGUCAUGUGCAGUUGAGAACAAGUUGGGUACAUUUGUUAACGAUGGGGGCUCUUGCCCAUGAAAAAUACUUGCUUGGGGUUUUGUGUUGUUUACUACACACAUUUUUAUGUUGUUUUUUUGCGGAAGAUACCUCCACUCAUGGCCUGUUGCUGUCGGUCGGCUGAGGGGAACAGGCUGGGAAAUAGUUGUUGUUUUCUGUCCUUUUUUUAUAUUCUUCUGGUCAUGGGGGGCGCUUGAGCGGACGUCAAUGGGGAUGGCUUUUGUCAUGGGUCGGUCAUGAUGAUGGAUGGGAUGUUUAUAUCCGUCAUGGACCGCUGUUGCUGUCUUUUUUUUAUGAGGGAGACCUCUUUUGCAGCGUGGGAGGCUUUAUAGCCGGGAAGCGAGAAUAAAAAGUGUUUGAUUACUAGAUAUCGACUUUAUUGCUGGCUUGUGUAAUAUGACAUGAAAUGUUUCUGUCAUUUGACAGCGGGUUGUGAUUUCCUUUGGACCUCUCCC